This is a messenger RNA of Oryzias melastigma (Indian medaka), 1590 nucleotides long. Its product is annotated as rho GTPase-activating protein 8. Bases 325 to 1569 code for a protein of 414 amino acids. Gene Ontology annotation, cellular component: cytoplasm. The record is from RefSeq and is a predicted model, not a curated record. Gene Ontology annotation, molecular function: GTPase activator activity. NCBI's taxonomy places the organism in Eukaryota, Metazoa, Chordata, Actinopteri, Beloniformes, Adrianichthyidae. The transcript is spliced from 12 exons. Gene Ontology annotation, biological process: negative regulation of endocytic recycling; small GTPase-mediated signal transduction.
AACUUUGUAGAAAAUUCCCCUUUUCUCGCGGCGCGCUCAGGUAUCCUCCAGGUAUUUUCAGUCAGGGGGCGGAGCUUCCUGAACUCGAAACAUCCGGAUUCCUCAAAGUGCACGCGCCCCGAGUUGUGUUGGAGCUCGUUCAGGUCGGAGCGCGCCUCGCGGUUCCGUAGGUGUUCGACCGCGAGCCGGCCCCUCCCCUCUCCAGAAGUGGGACCUGCUCAGGUAAUCCAGGCGUACAGGUGUACGGCAGUUUUGGCGGGCGAUGACGUCAUAGAUAGGACAGGAUCUGCCUCCACGAACUGGUGUCGCGCGCGGGAGGUGAGCAUGGCCGCGUGCGCGGAGCAGCUGGCUGAUAUAGACCUGCAGGAGGAGAACGUUCCCGCCGCUCCUCAUGACCCGUCCAACCCGUUCUACGACGUGGCCCGGCACGGCAUCGUCCAGGUGUCAGGAGACGACCUCUUCGGCAGGAAGCAGAUCGUCUUCAGCAGCUGCUGUCUUCCUCCGUCCCACCAGCUGGACCACCGCCGCCUGCUCCAGUUCUUGAAGUUCACGUUGGACCAGUACGUGGAGAUGGACUACAUCCUGGUCUACUUCCACUGCGGCCUGAGGAGCAGCAACAAGCCGUCGCUGAAGUGGCUGAGGGAGGCGUACGGCGAGUUCGACAGGAAGUAUAAGAAGAACCUGAAGGCUCUGUUCGUGGUCCAUCCCACUAACUUCAUCCGGAUAGUGUGGAACAUCUUCAAGCCUCUCAUCAGCCGGAAGUUCGGGAAGAAGCUGAAGUACGUCAGAUACCUGGAGGAGCUGCGGGAACACCUGAACUACGAGCAGCUCUUCAUCCCUGCAGACGUCCUCAGACAUGACGAGGAGCUGCGAGCGGCGCAGAGCGGCGGCCCGCCUCCUGCAGCUCGGACGCCCCCUCCCCGCCCCCCCCUGCCCACGCAGCAGUUUGGAACGUUUCUUCACAGCAUCCGGGAGCGGAGCGGCGGCGCCCUCAUCCCCCCCGUCAUGGCACAGACCAUCCACUACCUGCAGCUGAAAGGUCUGAGGACUGAAGGUCUCUUCAGACGCUCCGUCCAGGUUCAGAUCAUCAAGGACGUGCAGAAGCUCUACAACCAGGGGAAGCCGGUGAACUUCGACGUGUACCAGAACGUCCAUGUUCCCGCCGUCAUCCUGAAGGCCUUCCUCAGAGAGCUUCCAGAACCGCUGCUGACCUUCAGGGUCUACAACCAGGUCCAGGAGAUCCUGGGUGUGGAGAGCAGCCUCAGAGUGAGCCGGUGCAAACAGGUGGUGGAGGGUCUGCCAGAGACCAACGGCAUCGUCCUGAAGUUCCUGCUGGGCUUCCUGCACCGGGUCUCUCAGGAGAUCCUCUUCAACAAGAUGAGCGCCUCCAACCUGGCGUGCGUGUUCGGCGUGAACCUGGUGUGGCCCCGGCACGGCUCCAUCUCUCUGAGCGCGCUCACACCCAUCAACAUCUUCACGGAGAUCCUGAUCGAGCACUUCCCGGCCGUGUUCGGGUCGGUUCCCGAUCAGCCCGUUCCCCCUCAGGACUCCUGUGCAGCAGCUGAAUAAACAUCUGAACCUGCAGAGAAA